UAAACCGCCUCUCUAUUCUUUGUUUUGCGCCCCAAACUCAGUUGCACCCGUGGCGGCCACCUUUUUCUCAAGUCCUCAUACGGCUCUCUCUUCUGAUAUUGAAUUACUGAUAACAUAGAAACUACUAAUCUGAAGGAAGACUCGAUGGCAUUAAGAGAAGUUAGCAACAGUUCUGUCCUUAAUACUUGCUUUGUGAAUAUUUCAAGAUGUUUUUCUCUAAAGUCGUCUCUUGCUCCAUAUAAGUAGGACGAAUUGUGCGCAGACCUGAAGCAGUUAACUGUAGGUUGAAUGGAAAGGACAGUUUGUCAUUGAUGCAGAUAACUUAGAUUAAAGCCAGGAACUUCAGAACCGAAACUAUGCUUCCUCUUUCAUUUUUGCUCAUUAGCAUAAGUUCUUCCUGUAUAUCUUACAUGUAUGCUUGGCCGCACUCCGAAGCAGCAGAUGACAGUGAUGAAUCUCUGUCUUUGAUACCUAGAACAUGGAAAAAGAAUACAGAGAAGAAAAACACUUGGUGGUCUAAAAAGUCUGUCGUUGACGAAGAUAUAUCGGAUGCUGCAGCUGACAUUUUGAAGCUAAACCAAGAAGUUUCACCCACAAACAAAAUAGAAGGCUGCUUUACUGACAGAUGCAUGUUUCUACUCAUGGAAUGCUUACGUCAGGGCGAGAGUAGAGUGGUUUUCAUGAAGUGCAGAGAAUCCCAUUUCUCAUGUUUCGCCAAUUGCAUCAAGGAAAACAGAGAUCGUUAUUUAUUCAAUAGUGUUCCUAUGCCAUCAUAAAAUACCUACAUUGUAAAAGAUAAUAAGUAAAAAUAUAUCUUUUAAAAAUUAGGUGCAAUUAGCCUAAUACACGAUUGUUGUUAUUCAGACAUUUACUUGUAAAUCCAUCAACUCAGAAUACUGAUAAAUAAAUAAAUUGCAGAUUAUAA
Stegodyphus dumicola is the source of this 925-nucleotide messenger RNA. RefSeq lists its product as uncharacterized. The record is from RefSeq and is a predicted model, not a curated record. Lineage: Eukaryota; Metazoa; Arthropoda; Arachnida; Araneae; Eresidae.